Messenger RNA from Saccostrea cuccullata (small rock oyster), 2499 nucleotides. RefSeq names its product TAF6-like RNA polymerase II p300/CBP-associated factor-associated factor 65 kDa subunit 6L. Gene Ontology annotation, biological process: transcription initiation at RNA polymerase II promoter; RNA polymerase II preinitiation complex assembly. The coding region runs from base 17 to 2458 and encodes 813 amino acids. Gene Ontology annotation, cellular component: SLIK (SAGA-like) complex; SAGA complex; transcription factor TFIID complex. Gene Ontology annotation, molecular function: protein heterodimerization activity; transcription coactivator activity; RNA polymerase II general transcription initiation factor activity. The record is from RefSeq and is a predicted model, not a curated record. Lineage: Eukaryota; Metazoa; Mollusca; Bivalvia; Ostreida; Ostreidae. The transcript is spliced from 11 exons.
UACUGUAUUAUAAGAAAUGGCUGAGGUGAAGGAGGAGAAGAAAACAUCAGUUUUUGAUGACAAAAGAUAUGCUGUCAUCACCAGGGAAAGCAUCAAGAUCAUGGCUGAAUCUGUUGGAUUCAGUGAACUUUGUGAUGAUGCAGCAGCCAUGCUUUGUGAAGAUGUUUCCUACAGGUUAAAAGAGGCUACACAGAACUCUAUCCAGUAUAUGAAGCAUGCAAGGAGGAAAAGACUGACAACAGAGGAUUUCAACAAAGCUUUGAAAAGGAGCAGUGUGCAGCCAAUAAGUGGACACAGAUGCCAGGAUGGGACGAGUUUUCGACCGACAAAAGAAGGGGAGAUAUUUUUCACUGAUGAGGAAGAGAUGGACCUGGGGGAUGUAGGACUUCAGGACUGUACUCCGUGUGAACAGGGGGAGACCUCUAUUAAAGCUCAGUGGUUGGCUGUAGAAGGCAUAUCAAAGUCAGCAUCACAUUCUCAAGGAAAGAAUAUAAAACAAGAAAAUAAUGAUGUACUGCAGAAAUACUUUGAUAGUAUUACAAAGGCAGUGCUGGGGAGUAAUCAGAAAUUAAUGAAGGCAGCUCUUCAGGACCUACGAACAAAUCCCAACAUCACUUCAUUACUGCCAUGCUUUGUCAACUUCAUCUCUGCAGGGGUGAAGACAGUCAGCCAUGAUGUCUCUCAGAUGUUUCGCCUGUUGUACACGGUGAAUGCACUGAUCAGUAAUUCUAACCUCUACCUUGAACCUCAGCCUUAUUUGAACCAUUUGGUCCAGGGAGUCAGUUACUGUCUUUUGGAGUCAUUAGCAGCCUCCAUCAACCCCUCCAAUGACCACUGGACAUUAAGAGAUUACGCUGCGAGGGUGUUGGCACAGAUCGUACAUACAUGGUCAAGCCCGGUCAAUCAUCUGAUGCACACAACUAUAAGGAACCUAAAGGAAGUGUUGUGUGACCACGCCAAGCCUUUCUGUUGUCACUACGGAGCUGUCAGGGGUAUACAGGCAUUAGGACCACAGGUGAUAGAUGACGUGUUAGUUCCUCAGAUACCAGUGUACUGGCCUCACCUGUCCUCAGUCCUUGAGGACAACUCCUUCUCUAAUGCCCUCACCAAGGCUGAUGCAUUCAAAGUUUAUGGUGCUUUAUUGUUAACUGUAGAAUCCUUGAUGAAAACACAAGUGAAACAGUAUGAAGACCUGCUGAAAGAAAAAUAUGAGAAAUUGGAAUUGUCUGACCUUUUAAAUCAAGAACCCAUUGAAGAUUCACCACAAAGUAACGACUUGAUUGCAGAUGUCCAGAGUACCAUAUCAAAAUUAUACAGUGACAUGUAUGAAUAUUUUGGUGACAGCUUAUCAAAAUUCAUGCCUGACUUGAACGAAAAGUUUAAUAUUAAACAAAAAGUGUUUACUCCAAAAUUGAGGGAAAAACUUGUAUCUCUCUCUGAUGCUGAUGCUUCUAAAAGUGGAGAAGAAUUAUUAAAAGAAUUCAUGGAACAAGUGAAAUUACAGCAACAGUUGGAUAGAGAGAAGGCCGAAAAAGAAAGAAUACAGCGUCUGAUCAACGAAGAGAAACGGGCAAGAGAUAGGAAGCACCAAGAGGAGCAUCAAAGGUUAAUGGAGGCUGGCAAGAAAAGACUGGAAGAAAUAAGGCAAGCAGAGAUUGAAAGAGAGAGGGAAGAAAUGGAGAGGAUAAAUCAUGAGACGAGGCGAAACAAGAAGGUAGCUGAAGAAAGAAUCUCCAAGAUGUUGAAAGAGGACAGUGAUGACGAUUUUGGCGAGGCAGAGGUUAUUCCGUAUAGACCUGUACGAAAGCGAACGAAGAGCCAGGUGCAGUAUUAUCCUGUGGAGUCCCCCGACAGUAAUGAGGACGACCCUCCCUACUCCCUCCCUGGGACAUCGAAAGGGGGCGAACAUAAAAAGGGCAUCAAACUGAAAAUAAUCACCCGCCCCGGUAAACUUCCUAAUGUGAAAAUAGAGGCCAAGUCCAAGGAGUCUAAAAAAUCCUCUCCACAUGGCUACCAGACAAAGGUGUCUCCACAUCACAAGGAGCCUAAAUACUCCCCCAAGUUAUCCCCUCAUUUUCAUAGAGAGGCCAAAAGUUCCCCUCAUUCAUCGAGGGAAUACAAGUCUUCCCCCCACACUCAUAAAGACUCGCCCCACACUCAUAAAGACUCCCCCUACUACUACGCCCACAAGGAUUCUCCGGCCCGUGAACCAAAGUAUUCCCAUCACUCGAGUUUGCCGCAGGAGGCAGGGGAAACGAAACACGGCAAGAAAAGAAAAACAAGCCAGAAACGUAAAGACGAGUUUGAAUUUGAGUCUGAUCCUGAGGAUUUCCCUCCCUUGUCAUUUAAGCCCAGUUGUAAUUCUUCAGAAGGGGAGAGCUCAGAAGGAACAGAGCUUAGGAAACCGAUUAAAAUGAAACUCAAGGUUAAAGACUCAAAAGAAUUGUCUUCUGACUGAGAUACAUUAGGUGCAUUAUUUUGUCAUGAGAUUUUGAAGUG